This is a messenger RNA of Molossus molossus (Pallas's mastiff bat), 1684 nucleotides long. It is a transcript of the gene BSG, whose product is annotated as basigin (Ok blood group). Gene Ontology annotation, biological process: cell-cell adhesion. The transcript is spliced from 8 exons. Gene Ontology annotation, cellular component: cell-cell junction. Gene Ontology annotation, molecular function: cell adhesion molecule binding. NCBI's taxonomy places the organism in Eukaryota, Metazoa, Chordata, Mammalia, Chiroptera, Molossidae. The record is from RefSeq and is a predicted model, not a curated record. The coding region runs from base 68 to 874 and encodes 268 amino acids.
GCGCCCCGCCCGCCUUCCGGGUUCUUAUAGAGCCGCGGGCGGCGGUUGGCGACGGGACGUCGGCGACAUGGCGACUGGACUACUUGUGGUUCUGGUGCUCGCGCUGCUUGGCUCCGAGAGCGGCUCCGGGGCGGAGAACAAAAUCUUGACUACCAUAACUGAUGAUGGCUCCAAAACACUCCUCACCUGCACCUUGAAUGACUCCAGCGCUGAGAUCCUAGGACACCACUGGAAGAAGGGGGACAGGGUGCUGCAUGAGGACUCGCUGACAGAUUCGACAAUGAAGUACACGAUAGAUACAGAUGAGCGCAUGGGGCGGUACUUCUGCAUCUUCCUCUCGGAUACUGAACUCAGGGCCUCCGUGGAUGUGAAAGGGUCUCCCAAGAUUAAGGCUGUGAAGAAGUCAGAGCAUGCCACCGAGGGGGAGAGUGUUGUGCUGGCCUGCAAGUCUGAGUCUUUCCCUCCAGUUACUGACUGGGUGUGGUACAAGAUGAGUGAUGGCGGGGACCAGGUUCUCACCAACAACUCCCAGAACAAGUUUGUGCUGUCUUCGGAGACCAAGACAGAGCUGCACAUCCAGAACCUAGACCUGGAGGCGGACCCUGGAAAGUACGCCUGCAAUGGCACCAAUGCAGAGGGCACCGACCAGGCAGUAAUCACCCUGCGCGUACGCAACCGCCUCGCCGCCCUCUGGCCCUUCCUGGGUAUCGUGGCCGAGGUGCUUGUGCUAGUCACCAUCAUCUUCAUCUAUGAGAAGCGGCGGAAGCCGGACGAGGUCCUGGAUGAUGAAGACACGGGCUCUGCCCCACUGAAGAGCAGCGGUCACCACGUGAAUAACAAAGGCGAGAAUGUCAGACAGAGGAAUGCUAACUGAGUGAGCAAUCCAGGCAGUGAGGAGGAGUCUGCACAGGCCUGAGCUGCUGUCCAGAGGAGCCCGGUGUUCCAGGUGUUCCUGGUAUUCGCACCAUUCCAAGUCCUCUCCUCUUAAAGGAAACCUAACCUGCCAAGUAGACAACGCUGUGGAUUCAAAUCACAUGUUUUCACUUAUUUUUAAAAGAAACUAAACUAGGGUUUUCUCUAUGGAGAAUUCCAUUCCUUAGGGGUUUUGUUUUUUAUUUUUAAGUGCACUCUAGGGGAGCCGUGAGGUUCUGUUGGAGACCUCUGCUAUCCCCUGCCUAUCCCCUUCCUGUUACCUCCUUGUAUGUACCUCAGCUCAUACCCUCAGUGUCCCCUGGGCAUUUUAAUUUAGCCUUUUAGUUCAUCAUGCUGGGGGGCUGUGGAGGGAAGACUGGCUUUUUCCCUGAGAUUCCUUCCAUAGGUUAUCUCCUGAGACUGCUGGGCCUUGGUUCUACUGCUUCCCUGCCUUUUUCAGAAGGUCACAAGUCACGAUGCCUGACAUCCUGCCUGUCUGAAGCAAGUGCUGUCACAUCACCACAGGUCUGUGUGACCUGGGACAGGCUGACCUCACUGUUCCUGCCAUCCCCAUGCUGGGGAGCAGUGGUCUGGGUGACCAUCAUGGAACGGGAGUUGCUAAACAGCCCCUUUCCCAUCUGUGCCAAUAGUAACUGAAAAAAAACCUUCCCCAUCUGGGUCUGAGGCUUCUUCCUCCACAGCGUCCUGACUCACAUGAGAACCCCCACCCCACCUGUCUGCUCACCAAUAAAGGCUGACCCGCCUCUCCCUC